AAGAGACAGAGGUUUCGAAAAAAUGGGAUUACUUUUCUUUCUCUGUUUUGUUUUCGUACGGUUCCAAAUAUUGCUUUGUGUGUCCAAUAUUGAAGAAUACCUGUUUAAGAAUUACAGUUCAAUGUUAAAACCAAGAAGAAUUCAAAGCGAGCCAGUGAAUGUGAGCAUAGAUAUGACAAUAAUGUCUGUCCAUGAGGUGGAUGAACAGUUUCAGUAUAUCUCCUUUUACGCUUGGUUUAAUAUUCAAUGGUAUGACGAUUUCUUGACUUGGAAUGAGAAUGAGCACGCUGGGAUCAAGACCAUUGCUGUACCAUACCAAAAAGCCUGGAUACCUGAUUUGUCCAUGUGGUAUUCUGAAGAACACCUCCAUGAUCUUGGCCCUCACUCGUUUGUUUCGGUGACAUCAGAUGGCCACCUUGUGUGGUUCACAGGAGGUAAAUAUGUAGUCGUGUGUGACCUCAAGAUGAAGAAAUUUCCAUUUGAUGAACAGAAAUGUAUCAUAACAAUUUCAGCUUGGCAAAGUACUGACAGCAUUCAGAAACUUGUUCCAAGAAAGAGAUUAUAUAAUGACGCAGAAUUUAUUGCUGAAAAUGGAGAAUGGGAGUUUACAAAUUUCACGUUUCAUUCUUUUUAUCAGAAAGAGUUUGAUACGACGGUAUUAGAAUACACACUCUGUUUAAAAAGACGAUACCUUCAUUUUGUGCUCAGUACUCUAGUACCCAUUAUGAUACUCUCUAUUUUGAAUUCUUUGACCUUCUUUAUCCCUUUGGAAUCAGGAGAACGGAUUCAAUAUUCUCUCACACUUUUCCUAGCUUUUACCGUGUUUUUAACUUUGUUCGAACAAAUGAUGCCGCAGAACUCCACAGAUGUACCCUAUAUAUCCGUGUAUGUCGGAUUUCAAUUAAUUCUCUGUGUUAUUUCAACGGUGGUCUCUGUUGUAUGUACGUCGAAAAAGUAUUCGUCGGAGAUGAAGGAAGCUAAAUAUUGCAAUAAUACGGGUUACUGCAAACAAGAGCGUCGAUCACAAACCAUUUCCACAAAGAUCAGCGAAGGCAAAGUCAUGGGCAAGGAAACCAAACUCAAGAACAAACUUAACAACAUCAAUGACAACACCCACAACAUUUGUGCCGUAAACAGCUUUCAGCAUAGAACGAACCUUAUAAUGAUCUUAUUGAACAGCUUCUCAUUGAUUCUUUCAACAGCUAUAUUGUUUAUUCUCUACUGGAUUUAAAUGUAGGUGAUGUAAAUACUAUAUGAUAAGAUGAAUGAUGUAGUAAUCCUGUACGAUAAAUUACAUUGUAAUCAUGUACGAUAAAUUACAUUGUAUUCCUGUACGAUAAAUUACAUUGUAAUCCUGUACGAUAAAUUACAUUGUAAUCCUGUACGAUAAAUUACGUUGUAAUCCUGUACGAUAAAUUACAUUGUAAUCCUCUAGGAUAAAUUACAAUGUAAUCCUGUACGAUAAAUUACAUUGUAAUCCUGUACGAUAAAUUACAUUGUAUUCCUGUACGAUAAAUUACAUUGUAUUCCUGUACGAGAAAUUACAUUGUAAUCCUGUACGAUAAAUUACAUUGUAAUCCUGUACGAUAAAUUAUGUUGUAAUCCUCUAGGAUAAAUUACAAUGUAAUCCUGUACGAUGAAAGGUGAAGUUAACGAACAGUGAUCAAUCUCAUAACUCCUACAAGCAAUACAAAAGAGAUAGUUGGGCAAACACGAAACCCUGGACACACCAGAGGUGGGAUCAGGUGUCUAGGAGGAGUAAGCAUCCCCUGUCGACCGGUUACACCCGCCAUGAGCCCGAUAUCCUGAUCAGGUAAAUGAAGUUAUCCGCAGUCAAAAUCAGUGUGCCAAGAACGGCUUAACAAUCGGUAUGAAACACGUCAGACAGUAAUUGCCCCAAUAAUAGGUUGUAUUGACUACCUAGAUCGUUAUUACGACCAUAUAAUUUGUGAAAUGCUGACUUCAAUCGAGACUGUUGAAACCCCUGUACCAUUGUAGGAUAAAUUACAUUGUGAUCCUGUAUGAUAAAAUAAAUUAUGUUGUAUAAAUACUGCUACAGUACGUAAAGAUGAAUAACUUUGUAUUCCUUACGAUAAAAUAAAUCAUGUUGUAUGAAUACUGUACAAUAAGAUGAAUUACGUUGUAAUCCUUCGUGGUAAGAUGAAUGAUGUUGUAAUCUUGUAUGAAAGUGAAUUACGUUUUGAUCCUGUACGAUGAGAUGAAACAUGUUAUAAUCCUUGCCAUCAAAUUAAUUACGUUGUAUAAAUAUUGUACGAUAAGAUGAAUUAUGUUGUAAUACUGUACGAUAAGAUAAAUUAUGUUGUAAUACUGAACGAUAAAAUAAAUCAUGUUGUAAUGCUGAACGAUAAGAUAAAUUAUAUUGUAAUACUGUAUGAUGAGAUAAUUUAUGCUGUAAUUCUGUACGAUAAGAUAAAUUAUGUUGUAAUCCUGUAUGAUGAGAUAAAUUAUGUUGUAAUGCUGUACAAUAAGAUAAAUUAUGUUGUAAUCCUGUACGAUAAGAUAAAGUAUGUUGUAAUCCUGUACGAUAAGAUAAAUUAUGCUGACGUAAUACUGUACGAUAAGAUAAAUUAUGCUGUAAUGCUGUACGAUAUGAUGAAUACGUUGUAAUUGUGUACGAUAAAGUGAAUUACGUUGUAAUCCUGAUGAUAAGAUGAAUGAUGGUGUAUAAAUAUUGUACAAUCAAAUGAUAUACGUUGUAAAAGUGUACUAUAUGAUGAGUUGCGUUGUAAUGUUUAUGAUCAGAUGAACGAUGUUGACGUAUAAAUAAUGUACAAUGAG
This is a messenger RNA of Ostrea edulis (European flat oyster), 2799 nucleotides long. Its product is annotated as neuronal acetylcholine receptor subunit alpha-7-like. Gene Ontology annotation, biological process: regulation of membrane potential; chemical synaptic transmission; monoatomic ion transmembrane transport. The transcript has a single exon. Gene Ontology annotation, cellular component: neuron projection; membrane; synapse. Gene Ontology annotation, molecular function: neurotransmitter receptor activity; transmembrane signaling receptor activity; extracellular ligand-gated monoatomic ion channel activity. The record is from RefSeq and is a predicted model, not a curated record. Lineage: Eukaryota; Metazoa; Mollusca; Bivalvia; Ostreida; Ostreidae. Bases 23 to 1231 code for a protein of 402 amino acids.